Molecule: messenger RNA, 2095 nt
Organism: Neodiprion virginianus
Lineage: Eukaryota; Metazoa; Arthropoda; Insecta; Hymenoptera; Diprionidae
Product: neuroepithelial cell-transforming gene 1 protein-like
Exons: 5
Coding region: 262-1875 (537 amino acids)
Biological process (GO): positive regulation of Rho protein signal transduction
Molecular function (GO): guanyl-nucleotide exchange factor activity
Source: RefSeq, a predicted model, not a curated record
GAAUUCACAUCAUAAAUGGCGUCUGACGACUUGUGUCAAUGACCGCCGAACGAUGUGUCUUAUCCUAAAUUGUCUCGACCUAUUAUAAAAAAUAAUUAAAAACACAUUACCUACUCGAAACUUAAUUAGUUCUAGUUAAAAACAACAGCCAUCCGUUGGAUAUCAGUUUACCGCCAACCGAAAGUUAGGUUAUUUUAACUAAUCAUUAUCCGACCGAAUUCUUGCUACUCGAAUUUCCCUCAGUGAGUUGGCGGCAGUGAGAUGGAAGAGGAUCGCGUUACGUCAAUUAAAGAUCACUUUCCAGAACCUCAGAAGAGAUUUUGGAUGCGAUCUAGGAAGCGUAGAAAUAGCGAUGCGGCCAGUGUCAGUUCGAUGGAUAUAUCAAUGGGGUCUGAUAGUAUCAAGAAGAAAAAAAGACGCAGAAUUACCGAAGUCGCAUCGAGCUUCUUUUCCUCUUCCUCCUCAUCUCUGACACCCAGCAAAUUUGGAAGUGUUCUUCAAAGAUCAUUCAGCUCUCAAGUAGCCGAUCUUUCUCUCCUUGGAGAGGAGGUUGAUUCGGGAAAGACAAAAAAAAGAUCAAAAGUAACCGCGGAGCGACUGGAUCAGCUGGCCAUCCGUAGCUGGAUUGUGGAUAUUGCGGAAGGGAAAUCCAGCGGGCACCUGGAUUUGAGCUUGAGUAGAAGAGAAGUGAAACGUCAAGAGGCGAUCUAUGAAUUAUUCUGCGGGGAGGAUGUGUUGUUGCGGGACCUUGAUAAUCUCAGAGAAUUCUAUUACGAGCCUUUGCUACGAAGCGAUAUCCUGACUCCAGGUGAACUCGCCACACUAUUUGGAGACAUUUCCAGCCUUGUAGACCUCCACAAAAAGCUUAGAGACGAACUGGUCUGUCUUCGAGACGAGUCGGGUUUCACGGAUGCUGUUGGAACCAUUUUAAUCAGCUGGUUACCAAGUCUCGCCGAGCGCUACGUAGAUCGUUGCAAGGCGCAGGUGUGGGCGAGACACUUGCUUGAGGCAAAACGCGCAAAUAAUAAACGGUUCCAAGAAUUUCUGAAGAAAAGAACAAGUGUUCCACGGGCCGUUGACUUGUGGACAUACUUGGACGUUCCGAGAUCAAGGGUCGUCAAGUAUCCUAUCCUUGUUAAUGAAAUCCUCAGGCACACCCCGUGCAAUCAUCCUGAUCAGACAGCGCUGAGAAAAGUGAGUGAUAUACUGUCCAAGUUACUUAUAGAAAUCGACGAAGCCAUGGGAAAUUCGGAGUGCAAGCUAGCCCAGAAUAAAAUCAACCCCUCGCCAGUUUGCGAUCCUCAUAAAGUCAUACAAAAUGCUGUGGAAGUCAUUACCGAGGGGCAGUUGAGAGAUGCUAAAGGAACGAAACUGCAUUGCUUCUUGUUUGAUAACUGCUUUGUACUGGCUCGUCCAGCGAGGAGACCAGGCAGAAAAUGUAACCCAUGUUUCCCUGUCGUAUUACGAGAUCAGUUAAGGGUACAGUUUGAAAUCGAGGCGGGUGAAAAAAUUCAUACUACCUCAUUCAAGGUUGCAGAACACACGCUUAAUGCUGACGAUGAGCAUGCAAAACGGCAUUGGAUUGAGUCUUUUCGUAGGCUAAAUACUAUUUCUACAAAUGGAAAAAGAAAUCACGAUGGAAAUAUUAUUGUAACUGAGGAAAAGAACAAAAAAAGGAAAGAAAAAGAGAAUCGAAAUGAAAAUGAGAAUGAGAAUGAGGACGUGGAUAAAAUGAGUGAAAUCAGCGAAAAGUCGCCGAUAACGAAAAGUACAAGGAAACUGAAGUCUGUCGGAGAUUUGUGCAGCAGUCAUUUUCCGAUUUCUCUUAAAAAAAGCCUUCUCAGGGAUAAAAGAAACAGCAUCAGCCUAGUGUGAAGAGUACUAUGAUUUAUUCAUAUAUAACUACUAUAUUCAUAUACAUCCAUUGCGUUAAGAAAUUAUACAUGUUUUUUUAGUCGCAUGGUUUCACAGUCAUUUUUGUAAUUAACGUAUCACGGAUGAUCUGGUGUUUCAUUUUGCGGCAGCUAAAAAAAACAAAUUAAAUCCAUUCACAGUGCUAUCGUUGUCGGCGUUAAUACCUAUGAAAAAAUGAUUA